Python bivittatus (Burmese python) is the source of this 3439-nucleotide messenger RNA. NCBI's taxonomy places the organism in Eukaryota, Metazoa, Chordata, Lepidosauria, Squamata, Pythonidae. The record is from RefSeq and is a predicted model, not a curated record.
UCCUGGCCCGCCCACAUGGCCCACUCGGGGCGCCCCAGGGGUCCCCACUCUGCAAGCCCGUCCAGGAGCAGGCGAGACCAGCUGGGAGCCUCCCCUGGCAGGCAGCUUCCCUGCGGUGCGGAGGAUGAUGAGGACUGGGAAACCGACCCGGACUACGUCCAUGACGCCAGCAGGCCAUGGAGGGAGCGUGAGAUUUCGACCACAUCCAUCAUUUCUGAUCUCUCCAGAUCCAUCCGAGACAUCAGCCUUGGGAAGUCAAGCCCGCAUAGUGCCAAGGACGGUGCUGAUCGCCAGAACCACCCCUUGGUUUACCGAGAUCCAGGAGGGAAGCAUGCAAAGGCCGUGGAGGGACACCGACCGCCGCUCUGCCCUCACGUGCAUUCUUCACCCAGCCUUGGCAUCGAGAGGUCCUCCCUCUUCAACCGCAAUGCUGCAGAAAAGCUGGACACCUUUUUCUCAGAGAAGCUCAAAGCGUGGGCUAGUGAUACUGCUCGCCUGUCUGACACGGAGGCUGCCCAGGAAGAGCCCACCAGCUCCAACACACCCUGGAGGACAGCCAAAAAGGGGCCUGCAGACCACGAGCAAGCAGCUGGGAGGCACAACCACAGAUGGGCAGCCCACGGAAGAGGAAAUGUGGGGGCCCAACAGGCCAAUAGUUCUCGUGACUAUUACGACCCAGGCCGAGAUCCCCACCUAAGACACCCCCGGCACAGGGCAGAGGGCAAAGGCGAGGCUUCGGAAGGUCUCCUCCGCAGGCAGGAGGGCAGUGGGCCCUCCACAAAUGUGGGCAGCUCAGCCAGGAUUCUGCCGCAGUGCCGCAUCAGUCACGUCCGGCACUGUAGAGCCUGCCAGGCCUUCAAUCAGGAUGGGCCGGCCGGCAAGCACCGCGUGUGGGCCCCACUGCAGGAAGAGGAGGGUGCCGGCGGCAGCGUUCCCCCUCGGAAGGACAGGACUCAGCCACCUGGCCAGCAGCAGGUCCCGGACCGUAUCUCAAAAGUUCAGCGGUGGUUGGAGAAAACCCCGCUGGGACCCCAGCCAGCCCCCCUUUGGCAGCAGCAGAAGCACAGGAUCCCCAAUCUGGCGAGCCCAGAGGCUCAGCGGCCGCUCCCUGCUUACGGCUCCCCAGCACAGAGGGAAGGGGGGCCCUGGAGCCAAGCCCUGGGUGCUGCCGGAGACCACCAGAGUCGGGGGGUCCCUGCUGAGGCCAGACUCCUAAGGAGAAGUGAAACUAUGGUUGAGUCUGUCCGUGUGAGGCUACGGGGCUUCCACCGCGUCUUGCUGUUCGUGGACGCGUCUGCCGGCCCUCUGCCCGCCUGUCCUGCGCAGUGGCUGUUACCGUCCCCGCGGCGGAGCCCGCUGCUGGCAGCCCCAGCGCGGCACCCUGCAACCUCUCCUCCUUUUCCCACGCAGCCAGCCGCACGGAUCGUCUCCUGCGACGACGCCAGCACCUCCCCCGCCACCUGCUCCUGCCUCUUCUGCGAGCGGCAGCGGCCGCGGGCCCAGCUGGUGGCUGGCCAGGACGAGCCGGACCCCUCGGCGGAGGCGGUGGCCGCCCGGCUGCAGGCGGAGAACCGGGUCCCGCGCAUCGUGGAGGCGUUCGAGCGACGGUCCCUGCGGGAGGCCAAGAUCGCGGAGCGGGAGCGGGCGCGGGCGCGCCGGGCCGCCCCGCAGCGGGACUCGGAGAGGAAGCGCCAGGCGCCGGCGAGUCGCUGCAAGCCCAGACGGGGGCCCCCGGGCAGCGGCCCCGGGGAGGCGCGCGCCCCGCACCCGAAGAAGCAGGAGGAGCAGCCCCGGCACAGGCCCGGCGCGCGGAAGGAGGGGGAGGCCGCGCGCAGGCAGCCCGGGCUCCUGGACAGGCUGCGAGGUCGCUGCUAGCUCCCCGGGCGAAGGGAGCGAUCUCUGAGCGCAUCGCGAGGGGUGCGGGAGAGUCCGCACCCUUGCGGGCGGGGAGGGGGGGCAGCCAGCGGAAAGCUGCCCCCGGGCAGGGCAGGGCCGGCUGGUCCUUUGCAAGGGGUAUAGAGGCCAACGGGGCGGCGGCGAGCAGCCUUGUCCCUGCCCCGGAGCCAGGCGGUGGCUCUUGCCCCGUUUGGCAGACCUCCCUGGCUUUCCUGGGCCUGUUGGGAUCGGGGGUCCUUGCCGGUCACGGAGCAUUGGCCAGCGGGGGAGUGAGCUGCGAGCAGGACCAGGUGUGCCGGCUGCUGCGGGGAGAUCCUGGGGGCAAGAGGCAGCAGCUCGCACCUGGGGCCUUGAGCUGGGAGCCAAAGCGCCCCUCCCCACAGCUCUGCUUCCGAGCAGAACUCAGAGAGAACACCUGGGCUGGCAGAGCUCUGCAAAACGGAUCUUCAAGGAAGGAGCAGUUGGCUUAAUGGUAGUCUGAGGAAUAAAUCUUGGUGACGAUCCAGCCCGUAGUAACAAAUUCCAAAGCUGAAUUAUGCAUUGGGUGAAAAACGUGUUUCCUUUUGUCUGUCCUGAUUCUUCCAGGAGUCCAUCUCAUUGGGUGGCCUCUGGUUCUAGGAUUUUGGGAAGGGGUCGGUAGCUUCUCUUAUCCUCCUUAUCCACAACAUGCAUUCAUUUUAUACACCUCAGUCCUGUCCCUUCUCAUUCACUCCCUUUCUAGACUAAAAAGCUCAAAUGUUGCAGGAGACAAUCACAGCUGGGGUGGAGAAUCAACCCAAGUCUCUCUAAAGUUGCCAUGUAGUUAGUGGCUGUGCUCACGCAGCACACUUAACCAGGUCAACCACUUGCACAACACACUUAAGCCCUCACAAAUCUAGCAGCUGUAUUUGCGCAAUGUGGAAUACUGGGUUAGUUCAAACCCUGGUUAUUUUAUUUUUGUGGCAGACUGAGGCUGUUUCCUUCCUUUCUUCCUUUGAUUUGGAGACUGCCCAAUUCUAGAAUGACUCAGGGUGGCUUACAACUUGGAAGAACAACACAAAGGAACUAGGUGUCCAGACAACAAUAUCCCACCUAACCUAACACCGGUAGAGCACCACAGUGGUUCAGUGUGUUCUGCAAAGCCAUAAGCAAGGGCUAAUUCAGAUCGGGAGCAGGGUGUGAUCAAGGAGCCCCGAUGGUGCAUUUAAAAUGCUGGACUCUCGGUGGAGUCUUGGACAAGCCAACACUUGCAGGUGAGACGCCAGCAGCAGCUCCCUUUGUCAGCCUUCCCAUAUACUGGACUGUAGCCUCACACAUCUGGAAGGCCCAGGUGAGAGGCUGCAGCCAAGAGGUCAUGAGAAGGACAAGAGGUGGAGCAAAGAAACCUGGGAUGGUGGUGGAAGCAGAUCUGACCAGUGAGGAAAAGCUCCAAAGGAAGAUUGCACCAGAGUGCCCUCUCUGCCCAGGACCCAGCCCCACUUGGUCUACCAGAAUCCAGGCAUAGGAGAUGCCUGGCGGGGAGGGGGAUCCCCCUCUCUCCCUCGAAGGGGGGGGAGUGGGGGAU